UCGCACGGAAGCCACAACUUUGUAUACAUUGAUAAUAAAUUUCAUCAAGAACAGCAUAUCCUAAAUGAACGCCGAACAGAAGGAACUGAGACGUUAUUCAGAUAUGAUCUUAAAGUGUAAUCGUUAUUGCCCAAAAUAUUGAAAAUAUAUUAAGUGUUAUAAAGUUGAAUGUGUUCUCAUUACAAAACUAGUAAUGUCUUAACUUCUCGUUUUUUUUUUAUUCAAAGUAAAAACACAAUGAAAUGUGUUAUUCUACAUGCCAUAUUGCUCGAGUGAAGUGCUUCGCUUUUUGCUACUUUUUCUAUUGCUUACUCAAUACGAUUGCAAAUUACUCAAAAUCGUACGUGAAAAUGGAUAUCGGGAAUAAAACUUCUGCUAUAAUUACAUGGAAUUUAAUAAAAAUGACUAUUCUGAAAAUCGAACAGUAUUACAUACCGAUUUUCAUGUGCCUGAGUCUGCUGGGCAAUUCUCUGUCCAUAUGCGUGUUUUUCCGCUCGAAGCUACGUUAUUUCUCGUCCAGCAUCUAUCUGAGUGCGUUAGCAGUAAGCGACACCGGUGUUCUAGUAACAAUUAUUAUCUCCGAAUCAAGUGCGAAUAAAGUCUUCCGAAUCUGCAUCCAAAACUUUUUUGCCUUUAUAAGUGUGUGGCUUGUUGUGGCCGUUACUGUUGAGCGAUAUGUGGCGAUCAAGUGGCCGCUUCUUCGUCGAUCUUUGUGUACGAUUACCCACGCAAAAAUUGUGGUGAUUAUACUGACUGGAAUAGCGGUUUUUUUCACGAUCCCGUGGUUUGAGUUCUUCUUUUCUAUUGAUAUUCAUACUCAAGAUAAUAAUACGAAAAGCGAGAUCUCCGAUACUGAAGAUAAAAAUAACAUAAAAAGUUUGAUUUUAAGAAUUAUGGAUAUGAUUAUCAUGUUUGCUCUGCCCUUAAUCAUGAUACUAAUAUUUAACACACUGAUAGUGUGGAACAUCUACAAACAAAAUCAUAUCCAAAAGGAUUUGUUUAUAGAAUCCGGUACUUUCCGUGAACGGAUACAAAUUGCUAGCAAUGAAACGCAAACUAAAAUCACAAAAAUGCUCAUUCUCAUCUCGAGUACGUUCAUUUGCUUAAACACACCUGUGUAUAUCUGCUGGUUUAUUAACGAUUAUCACAUUUCGAAUAAACCGAUAUGGCUGGAUGUAGCGUGGCAUAUAAGCGAUUUAUUAUGGAUGAUGAAUUAUGGAAUAAACUUUGUUCUUUAUUGCGCAAGUGGACAUAAUUUUCGUAGAGCGUUAAUUCGCAUGUUUACGAGACGUCAAGAUACCGGAAGAAACAACAACCUGACGCAAAUACAGAAUUAUGAGUGAAUUGAUAUUCAAUUAUCGUGAAAUAAUACAUCGAUGGAAUAUGCACCACGUAUUUCUAUAAGUCUGUUUUAUAUAACACAAAAAUAUAUUUUGCAUAACUUAUUUAACAAUAUCUAUAAUAUUCCGA
Messenger RNA from Linepithema humile (Argentine ant), 1470 nucleotides. The record is from RefSeq and is a predicted model, not a curated record. Lineage: Eukaryota; Metazoa; Arthropoda; Insecta; Hymenoptera; Formicidae.